AUGCUCGAGCGAACCCGACGCGAGCAAAUAAAGGCUAGCGAAUGGCUCACCCCAAAGGCAUCGCCAUCACUCGCAGCCGCUGACCGAGGCCGCUGCCACGCCACGGCUGCCGAGCGGCCGAGCUGCAAGGCUAGACGGCCCGCGCCAUCACCCGCCUGGCCAGCACUGUCGAUCCCCGACGAUCCCGACCUUCCACGACUAGUGCGCUACCGGAAGCCAUCCUUGCGCACCACCUGGCCGGCUGGAGGGAUGCAGACGGCAAAGGGCAAGGCCGAGGCUUCCGAACGCAAGGCAAAGGUCUUUGCCCUCCCCCGCGACCUCGAGAGACGAGAUGCAAAGCAGCUGACGGUCGAUGCCCUCCCAGCUCGCCGCUUCCUAUCAGCAACUGUUGGAGUGCGUCCCGGCCAUCAUCCGCUCGUCCGCCCUGCACAUGCUGACUCCCGCAGCGAGUUCUCGAGCCAUGACCUCAAAUCCGUCGGCAACUACACCCUCGGACGGCUGAUCGGAAAGGGCUCCUUUGGCAAGGUCUAUCUAGCCUCGCACAAGCUCAUCAAUGGCUCCAAGGUCGUCCUCAAGUCGGCCCACAAGGAUGACUCGAACCUCGCCCGCGAGAUACACCACCACCGCCAGUUUGUUCACCCGCACAUCGCAAGGCUAUACGAGGUCAUUGUGACGGAGAAGCUCGUCUGGCUGGCGCUGGAGUACUGCUCCGGCGAUGAGCUCUACAACUACCUGCUCGAACAUGGGCCUCUCCCGGCCCACAAAGUCCAGAAGAUAUUUGCCCAGCUGGUCGGGGCCGUCACCUACGUCCACGCCGAGUCGUGCGUUCACCGCGAUCUGAAGCUCGAAAAUAUCCUCCUCGACAAGCACGAAAACGUCAAGCUCGUCGACUUUGGCUUCACGCGCGAGUACGAGGGCCGCUCCAAUCAUCUCCAGACCUUUUGCGGCACCAUCUGCUACGCGGCACCUGAGAUGCUGAGGGGGGAAAAGUAUGCGGGCGAAAAGAUUGACGUCUGGAGCUUGGGCGUCAUACUGUACGCCCUGCUCUGCGGCGAGCUGCCCUUUGACGACGACGACGACAACGUCACGCGGACCAAAAUCCUCUCGGAAGAUCCACCAUACCCCAGCCACCUCCCGGCCGAUGCCGUCCCGCUGCUCAAGUCUCUGCUCUCGAAACGACCGUUUCCCCGUCCUAGCCUGCAGGACAUCCUCGCCCACCCGUUCCUUGCCGAGCAUGCGCCUGCGCAGCAAGAGAUCCUAAAUAUCAAAGCGCACCCUCCUUUCUCCACCCUGUUGGAGAAGGAUUGUCUGCAGAGGCUGCGAAGCGCUGGCGUCGACAGCGACUCUGUCGUCGAGAGUGUCCUCGCCCAAAAAUGCGACGUCCUGUCCGGCUGGUGGAAGCUGCUGCUGGAGAAGGAGGGGCGCAAGAUGGUGCGUCGGGAGAAGCGACGAAAGGAAAAGGAAGUCGAGAGAAGCCUGCGACGGCUGUCGGCGGCGUCGAGCCGACUUGAGCGCAUGACGCCCAUUCUUCAGGAUGUCGAUGAAGACGGCGGCCUCACGAACCACUUCAUCAGGCUCGGUGAAUCGGGCGGGUCGCGAAGGGGCAGGACCAAGCACAGGAGCGGCCAAUUCUUCGCCGACACGGGCAUGUCUGAUCUGCCCCAGCUUCCCGAGGCCAACAGGGAAGGCGGAGGAAUCAUGUAUGAUGAUGUUCCGCCACCUCCCAUCGACAAGGACUCGAUCCGAUCCGUCUCGACCUCCCGGCACCGUCGUCCGAUGCCGCCGCCGAAGGAGGGCGUCCUGCGCAGCGCAAGGUCGCGCGGAUCCACGCUGCAUCUGGUCACCACGUCGGAUGCCGUUUUCAGGGACCUCGGUGCCAGCAACACGGCCAACGCGCCGCCGGCGCAGGAGACGAAUGAGCACCCGAGGACGAAGAAGAAGCCGAGCGAGGCCAUCAUCGCCCACUGGAAGCACUGGACGCACUGGCUCAUCGAGAACACGUCGAGGCGGCGCAGGGGGCACGAGAGGCGCACAAGCCGCAGCACGCCCAACCUGCAGCUCAAGGACGCCAACGGGAACGGCGGCAAACACUCCAGCCCACGGCCGCAGACGAGCAAAUACCCAACCUCGGGCUCUGCCAGCACGCAUGCUACGGCACCGCUUCCGAGGGGUAUCGUGGCGAACGGACAGGGCGCCAAAGGCCAGGGCCAGGGCCAGGGCCAGGGCCACGUCGCCAUCCAAAGCAGCGCUGCCAAGGGCACGACCUCACGGUCCUCGUCCCUGUCGGCGUCGAUACGUCAGAAUUCGAUGCACCAACACCCCCUCCGGCCGCAUGCCGCCGCCGCGAACUCGUUCAGGAGACACUCGAUAUCCCCUUCGCCCCAUACGCCUCGCUCUGCCAUCCGGCGGUCGUCGGCGGGCCUUCGAGGCAGAAAGUCGACAUCAUCCUCGGUCUCGUCGGUGCGAUCCAUGCACCAUCACCACCACUCUCACUCGAAAGCGUCGUCGACGAGCUCGGCAGGGUCCGUGUCGACGAACAAGACGCCGCUCGGCCGUGGACACUCGCCCCACCACUCAGUAAAGAUCCUGCCCGCGACGCCGACGGGAAACACAUUUCCAUCCAACAUUCGUCUCGUGCUGGGCUCGACUUCUCCGGGGUCUCUGCAUCCGUACAACGAGGGGAUGCCUAGCAACCAGUCGCAGACUACGGCAUCGCCAAACCCCUUCUCAUCCGGCGUACUCUUCGCAAAGCGCAAGCGGACCAUUUUCAAGGGCCCGACGCUGAAUUUUGGUAGACAGUCCGCCUCAGGCUCAUGCCCCGCUCCCCACACGCAUUCUCGAACCGGUAGCGGUGCGGCCCGACGUUCGGGCGAGAUUACGAUUCAGGAGGAGGACGAGAACAUGGUGGCGGAGGAGGACGAGGAGGAGAUUGAAGAAGUCGACAUGUUCAGGCCGAUCGUCGGCGGCCCUGGGGAGACGAUCGAGGAGCACAUUAUCGACGACGAACCGAAUUUGCCGUCCAAGAACAACGGCUCAACCUUGUUCGCGGCACGCUUCGAGGACGCGACGGCGGCCCCGGCCGGGCAGCAGUCCCCAUAA
Molecule: messenger RNA, 3099 nt
Organism: Drechmeria coniospora
Lineage: Eukaryota; Fungi; Ascomycota; Sordariomycetes; Hypocreales; Ophiocordycipitaceae
Exons: 4
Coding region: 1-3099 (1032 amino acids)
Biological process (GO): intracellular signal transduction; protein phosphorylation
Cellular component (GO): cytoplasm
Molecular function (GO): protein serine/threonine kinase activity; ATP binding
Source: RefSeq, a predicted model, not a curated record